UUUCAUUUGCCUUUUUGAAAAUUUACUAAAAUAUGAUAUUGAAAACAGACGUACCAAAAGCUGUUCGUUUUCCUGCCGAGUGGGAGCGCCAUAAACAGACCUGGAUAGGAUGGCCGGAAAGAUUAGAUAACUGGCGAGAUGGAGCAGGACCUGCUCAGAACACAUUCGUUAGAGUAAUUCAGUCCAUUUCUGAGUUUGAACCCGUGAACGUCCUCGUUUCCGCGAAACAGUGGAAACGGGUUCGCGCCUGUUUUAGGAGUAAUGAACGAGUGAGAGUUAUUGAAUUGUCUACUGAUGACUGUUGGUUGAGAGAUACAGGUCCUUUAAUGAUAAUGGCAAGACAAAGAGACACGCUUUGCAAAGUACAAGGUGUUGACUUUGCGUUUAACGCUUGGGGUGGUGUUACGGACGGAUGCUAUUCAAAGUGGGACCAGGAUUCCGUAGUUGCCUGGAAGAUAUUGGAUUUAGAACGCCUUAAGAGAUACAGUUCUGGUUUGGUUCUGGAAGGUGGAGCUAUAUCUUGUGACGGUGAAGGCACGUUAGUAACAACAGAAGAGUGUUUGUUGAAUCCCAAUAGAAAUCCAGGGUGGACCCGAACUAUGAUUGAAGAAGAGUUGAAUAAGUAUUUGGGUAUCGAUAAAGUAAUUUGGCUUCCAUAUGGAGUUUUUGGUGACUCCGAUACCAACGGGCACGUCGAUAACUUAUGUGUUUUUGCGGACUGUGGAAAAGUUGUGCUGCACUGGACGGAAGACCAAACAGAUCCUCAGUACAAAAGAUCACUCGAAGCACUUAAAGUUCUUGAGAGUAGUUGUGAUGCCAAGGGACGAAAGCUUUCUGUCUUCAAGUUAGUAGCACCUGGUCCCUUUUAUCGGGAGGAAUAUGAAAUUCGAGGACUUGUCUUUUCUGAUGAAGCAGUUGUUCGAAGAGUGGGAGAGCGCUUAGUCGCUUCAUAUGUCAAUUUCUAUUUUGUGAACGGUGCUGUGAUUGUACCAUCCUUUGGGGAGCCCUGGGACUCCAAUGCAGAUGAAGUUUUCAAACAUGUUUUUCCGCGGAGACAAAUACGAAGAGUAGCAGCUAGGGAGAUCAUAUUAGGAGGGGGUGGUAUUCAUUGUAUUACACAGCAGCAGCCGGAAGAGAGACUUACACCAUAAAAAGUGUAAACACUUCAACAGUUGGUGAUAUAGCUUGUCAUGUAUGAGGGCUCCUUCGCAGUUUUAUCAAGGUUUCUCUACGAGAGGUAACGAUGAGAAUGGCGACUACUCGAGCGUUGACUUUUAUUCUGAAAGAGACUGGCAUUCUUGUUUCGUUAGAAUAAAGGUAGCUAAUGAUAGGCAUUAUUGCAUGGGCAUUGUGGGUCAUUGAAGCUAUUGAAAGUUUCAACAAGAUACAAUUUUUCGUGUUGCUACACAACUAUAGUACUAGUUAUUACUGUUAUAACAGUUAGGCUUCAAGGAAGAAAAUUUGUUUACAAUGGACCAGAUAUAUGAGAAUAUAGAUGUAACACUUACACAGGGAAACUGUAGUUAGUCCUCCUAUCUCGUAGCGUGCAUUUUAAUGAGAAGCUCUUAUAAAACAUACAUUUUGUUA
Messenger RNA from Galdieria sulphuraria, 1587 nucleotides. RefSeq names its product agmatine deiminase. The transcript has 2 exons. NCBI's taxonomy places the organism in Eukaryota, Rhodophyta, Bangiophyceae, Galdieriales, Galdieriaceae. Gene Ontology annotation, biological process: putrescine biosynthetic process. The coding region runs from base 33 to 1151 and encodes 372 amino acids. The record is from RefSeq and is a predicted model, not a curated record. Gene Ontology annotation, molecular function: agmatine deiminase activity; protein-arginine deiminase activity.